AAGAAGAGUGAGGAUGAGAUAAAGAGAGAAAUUCUGAGAGAGUUUUCUUACCACUGUAGUGCAUAAAGGAUAAAUGGCAAGAGGAGUUAAUUGUAUUGCUCCAAAAACAAUCAUGAACCUUAUUAUGCUCAUUUUGGUUCUCUGCUUAUGCACCAAAUCAAUCGAAGUUGAAGCACGAGCUUCGCGUUUGCCUGCUGCAGAAGAGGAAGCACUAAAAGAAAUAGCAAAACAGCUGGGGAAAACGGACUGGAACUUCAACAUAAACCCAUGCUUCAAUUACACAAACUGGGAUACCCUAAACUCUACUGCCAACCCUAUCUACAACAAGACCCUCGAAUGCAACUGUUCCUAUCCCGACGGGUUUUGCCACGUUGUCAGCAUUUUUCUUAAAGGGCAAGAUCUUGCUGGUGUACUUCCACGAUCUGUUGCAAAGUUGCCCUACAUAACACAAGUUGAUUUCACCAGGAACUACCUCAGUGGUCCUAUACCGCCUGAAUGGGCUUCUACAAAGUUGGAACUUCUGUCCUUGAAUGUGAACAACUUAUCAGGACAAAUCCCUCGCUACUUGGGGAACAUUACCACUCUAAUCAAUCUGAACUUGGAGACUAAUCUGUUUUCUGGAACUGUUCCUCCUGAGCUUGGGAAUUUGGUUAACUUGGAGAUUUUCAUUCUCAGUGCAAACAAUCUCACAGGAGAAUUGCCAAUGGCUUUCACUAAUCUGACUAAAUUAAAAGAAUUUAGGAUUAGCAGUAACAACUUCACGGGAAGAAUACCUGAUUAUUUGGAAAAUUUUAAACAACUUGAGAAAUUAGAGAUCCAAGCUAGUGGUCUCCAUGGGCCCAUUCCGUCUAGCAUUUCUGUCUUGAGUAAUUUAAAAGAACUAAGGUUCAGUGACUUAAAUGGAGAGGGUUCAAAAUUUCCAAACUUGAGAAAUAUAAUGGGCAUGACAGCCUUAGAUCUCAGCUUCAACAAAUUGGAAGGAAAUAUUAAUAUUUCUGACGAUGAAAAUCCGCAAAAGCUGCAGUACUUGUAUCUAACAAGCAACUGGCUCACCGGGUCUGUUCCAGACUGGAUGAAGAGCAGAGAUAAUCGCUACCUGACAGAUAUUUCUUACAAUAAUUUUUCUGAGAGCUCUGAGACUUGCCGAGAAACCCUAUCAUUUGGAGAGUGCUUGAGGAACUCUGCAUGUCCAGAAGAUCAGUACUCGUUGCAUAUAAAUUGUGGUGGAAAACGAACCACCAUCGGACGAGUCACCUUUGAAGAUGAUCAAGACCCAGGAGGUGCAGCAAAAUUCUUUCGCCAGGGACCUAUCUGGGGAACCAGUACCACUGGACAUUUCUGGGAUUUUACCACCACUGCUACAGACUACAUUGCAAAUAAUGUAUCUAUACUUAAAAUGAACGACUCUGAGUUGUACACAAGUGCACGCCUCUCUCCUCUUUCUCUCACGUAUUACGCACGCUGCUUUCAAAACGGCAAUUACACCGUGAAACUUCACUUUUCGGAGAUAACGAUCAGAGGCAAUAGAUCUUUUCGUAGUGUUGGAAGACGGAUAUUUGAUAUUUAUAUUCAGGAGAAACUGGUGUGGAAGGAUUUUGAAAUUAAAAAGGAAGCACAGGGCGUUGAUAAAGAAGUCAUUAAGGAACAUAAAGCAGUUGAGGUUAAGAAUAAAACUUUAGAGAUCCGAUUUCAUUGGUCUGGGAAAGGGACAACAGCUUCUCCAAAGAGAGGAACAUAUGGUCCUCUUAUAUCUGCUAUCUCUAUAGAGCCUGAGUUCAAGCCUCCUCAUGGAAGCAAGGUACCUAUUGUAGUGGGAGCUUCAGUUGGAGCUUCGGUCUUGUUCCUCAUUUUCUUGAUUUUAGGCAUUCUUUGGUGGAAAGGCUGUCUGGAUAGCAAGAUAUCUAGGGAAAAAGCUCUGAGAGGACUGGAUCUGCAAACUGGUUUUUUCACCUUCAAGCAAAUUAAAGCCGCCACUAAUAACUUUGAUCCUAUAAACAAAAUCGGGGAAGGCGGUUUUGGAUCUGUCUAUAAGGGUAUAUUAUUGGAUGGUACUAUAAUUGCAGUUAAGCAACUAUCAUCCAAAUCAAAGCAAGGAAAUCGGGAAUUUGUGAAUGAAAUAGGCAUGAUUUCUGGUUUACAACAUCCAAAUCUUGUUAGAUUGUAUGGAUGCUGUAUUGAAUCAAACCAGUUACUGUUGGUAUAUGAAUACAUGGAAAACAACAGCCUUGCACGUGCUUUGUUCGUUCCGGAGGAAAGUCCUUUAAAAUUGGACUGGCCUACAAGGCAGAAUAUAUGCAUAGGCAUAGCAAGAGGUCUGGCUUUUUUGCAUGCGGAAUCAGCACUGAAGAUUGUACAUAGAGACAUUAAAACUACAAAUAUAUUACUGGACCGAGACCUUAACUCCAAGAUCUCGGACUUCGGGUUGGCCAAGCUUGACGAAGAGGAGAACACCCACAUUAGCACUAGAGUUGCUGGAACUAUAGGAUAUAUGGCGCCAGAAUAUGCACUAUGGGGUUAUUUGACCGACAAAGCAGAUGUGUACAGCUUUGGUGUUGUUACAUUGGAAAUUGUUGCUGGAAAGAGCAACAUGAAAUAUCGACCAAAUGAGAACUUUGUAUGCCUUGUGGAUUGGGCUAUUGUUUUACAACAAAAAGGGGAAUUAUUGGAGCUGGUGGAUCCAAGGUUGGGGUCCGAUGUGAGUGAGGAAGAGGUCAUUAGGAUGAUUAAAGUUGCUCUCUUGUGCAUCAAUGCAGCACCAGCGCUUAGGCCUACCAUGUCUGCAGUAGUGAGUAUGCUUGAAGGGCGUACGGCUGUUCAUGAAUUGGUCACGGAUCCAAGUACUUACGGUGAUGAACUGAGGUUAACAGCCUUGACAAACCAGUUUGAUCACAAUUCAUCACAGAAUCCAAGUCAAACUCAGAGCCUUAUUCCUUCAUCAUCAGAUGCACCAUGGAUUGGUUCUUCUGCUACUACUACGUCUUCUGAUCUCUAUAAAAUCAAUCCCAGUACUAGUUCUUACUAAUGUAAAUGCUAGGACUCAAGAUUUUAUGUUGGAAAAAUAGCAUAUCCUAGAGUGAUUUAUGAGCUCUUAAACAUUAUUUUCUUACAAGUCGGUUUUUAGAAGCAAGUUCUACCCAUGAACUCUU
Messenger RNA from Prunus mume (Japanese apricot), 3146 nucleotides. The record is from RefSeq and is a predicted model, not a curated record. Lineage: Eukaryota; Viridiplantae; Streptophyta; Magnoliopsida; Rosales; Rosaceae.